This is a messenger RNA of Fonsecaea multimorphosa CBS 102226, 345 nucleotides long. RefSeq lists its product as uncharacterized. Bases 1 to 345 code for a protein of 114 amino acids. Lineage: Eukaryota; Fungi; Ascomycota; Eurotiomycetes; Chaetothyriales; Herpotrichiellaceae. The transcript has a single exon. The record is from RefSeq and is a predicted model, not a curated record.
AUGGCAUUCGAGAACGAAUCAGGACAGUACAAUGAUAUCCUCUACCUUGUGCACUGGCAAUUUCAAAGGCUGCCGCAUAAGGCAUUGCCGGAUUUCUCUGGGCGAUUGUGUCCUCUCGGGCAAGUGACCAAAGGAGCCAUUGGCGACCAUCAAGACUCUGAAAGUGUUACAUCGAAACAGGGCUUCAACGCAAGAGAAGGUCUGCCAGUGGCUAUUUGGCUUUGUCGUGGCACUCCGAAGGAUGGAGCCGUUAGGAAGCAGGGCUGUUUAAGCGAACAAUUGUUGUGGGAUGCAUUUGAAGGGUUGCCAGAGUUCUACGCCACAGGUGUCCAGAGCGACUCAUAG